Haliotis rubra (blacklip abalone) is the source of this 10334-nucleotide messenger RNA. Its product is annotated as poly [ADP-ribose] polymerase tankyrase-like. Gene Ontology annotation, cellular component: cytoplasm. The transcript is spliced from 49 exons. Bases 357 to 6923 code for a protein of 2188 amino acids. Gene Ontology annotation, molecular function: protein binding; NAD+ poly-ADP-ribosyltransferase activity. NCBI's taxonomy places the organism in Eukaryota, Metazoa, Mollusca, Gastropoda, Lepetellida, Haliotidae. The record is from RefSeq and is a predicted model, not a curated record.
GUCAGAUUUGUCCCCUGCUUUGUGAAAAAUUACCAGGAACCAUCGGUUGACCUCUAAAAGAAACAUAGGACCCCCACAUUUAGGAAACCUUUGCUGUUACAGGGGGCUGGUUUCUGUGUCGCCUUCAGACCAACGUUUACAACACAACAAAGACUGUCAAAAUCCGCUGGUUAUCACCGAAAUACGCUUCCCAGACUAAUGACUAUUUAUUGGACUAUGCAGAUGAAAUCGACCCUGGAUGCAUCCUGUUUAAUGUUCGUGUAUCAAAAAUAGGAAAAGUGUAUUUGCUGUGUGAUGAAGAUCGACUGGAGGCUGAUAAGCUGUUGAAGGUUGUGGAGGAUGUAACCAAGGGAAACAUGGAUGCAGAUGACGUGGACAGUGACAUUGAAGAGGUUGUGCAGAUUGAACCUCCUGCAAAGAAGAGGAAGACAGAGAAGAAGACCAAGGAAGAUUCAAAGGGGAAGAAGGAAACGAUAAAGGGGAAAAAGGAAAAGGCACCCGUGUCUAAGAAAACACCAGGGCAUAACAAGAAACAGGCAAAAGAAAAGAAAGUUGAAGAAGUUGUGCAGAUUGAACCUCCUGCACAGAAGAGGAAGACAGCGAAGAAGAACAAGGAAGAUUCAAAGGGGAAGAAGGAAAAUAUAGAGGGAAAAAAGGAAAAGGCACCCGAGUCUAAUAAAACACCAGGACAGAAAGAAAAGAAAGAGCCUAAGAGGAAAGUCGCCAAAAAGUCAGAUCAGUUAACUCUACAUCCAAAUCAAUCUGUCCCCGUGUUCAAGAAAGACCCUUUCUUUGAAACAAACAAAUCAGUGCCCUUUGUGUCCAAGUAUGCCCACUCCAGGCUUGUAUUCCGAGCUGUCUACAUGAAAGAUUACAAACUGCUUGAGAAGCUGAUCAAGGAUACGGAAAAGAUCAGAUACCUUUCCCAUUAUCGGAGUACUGCAGAUGAGACGACGGCACUAGACCUGGCAGUGACCUUGAAGGACAAGGAGGCCAUGAGUAUGCUAUAUAAGGACUACUUCGGGAGUGACAACAGCACCCUGGAAAAACGGAAAAAACACACGUUGCCUCUCAAAGUCAAUGCUGCAAAACUAGAAAGUGGAUCCUUUAGAUCACUGGGUGUCAAUCACAGUCGGGGCAGUCGAGAAGGGAACAGUGCCCUUACAAAGGAUCUGUCCGAUAUGCAAGAGAAAAAGCUUCCUUCAUCCGAAAUCACUCAAAUGUUAGCAGUUGGUAUUGACUUCGACACCAUGAAAGAUAUUUUGAAAAAGCCCCAGGAUAGUCAGAUGGACUACUCUACAUAUGAACAGGCGCUUACGAACAUCGAUGUAGCUCUUCAGCAUGGGCAUUACAAACUUGCAGAAGCAAUCAUGCAGAACAUAAGAAAGGAACAUCCAGUUUUGUUCAGAAAAAUGUCCAUUCUUCACUACGAGGUUCUCUCGUCAGACAAGGAAUUGAAGAAAUGCCCACCAUCACAGGUUAAGCGGGGAAUCAAAUUGGUCAAAAAGAUAACUCCGAUCCACAUUGCUGCCUGUAGCCCGAACACUGCACCUCUUGACCAACUGCUGGAGAUGGAGCCCAACAUCCACAUCCCGGACAAGUGUAAACGUAGACCCAUCCACUUCGCUGCUGGCUGUGAGUCCACAGCCCCUCUGGAAUACCUUGUGGGAAGGGGGGCCAAUAUGUAUGACUGCGACCACAAGGGUGAGACUCCUCUACACUUUGCCGUCCGCGCAAACAGAGUUAAAAAUGUGAAGUAUCUCCUGCAAGAAGCAAAAAGAAGUAUGAGUGACGAUGAUCCAAUCUUUUUGCGCUUUGGGGUUGGAGGUCUCAAUCGGCCAAACAAGGCCUCGUACACGCCGAUGCAUAUGGCGACAGAGAAAGGGUAUGUGGAAAUUGUCGAAGUGCUGGUUAGUUAUGGGGCCAAGGUAGAUGUGUCACUGAACACUGCUUACUUUAAGGUCACACCCCUCAUGAUGGCCGCUCAGUUCGGCUUCCAGGAUACACUGAACUUCCUGGUGGAACAUGGGGCAGUUGUGCAGCGUAAGGACGGUCUAGGCAGAACAGUCCUAAUCCAUGCUGCAAUGAAUGGGAACACAAAUGUCUUGUCCUACCUACUAAACAUUGGCUGCAACCCCAACCUGUGUGACAACUCCGGCAACUCCCCCAUCAUGUAUGCUGCAGCGUACGGCUGGUACUUCUGUGUAGAGUCUCUGCUUGGUGCAGGAGCAGAUGUCAAUUUAGGCAAUGACUGGAAGACCACACCUCUCUCCAUCGCCUACAUGAAGAGCCAUUUUGGCAUUGCCAGCCUGCUGCUGACAAAAUCUGACGUUGAUGUCAACUUCCGGGAUGACCAAGAAAUGACCUUGGUGUCUACAGCUGCCUCCAGCGCCCUGUACCCAGACCUGUACGACCAGAUGGUUUACCUGGUGAAGGACAAGGCAGCUGGUUGCACCUUUGUGGAUGUUGAAGGUUGCACACCUCUUCAUCAUCUGGCCCGAAAUGACAUCCUUCUAGGGGGCACACAGGCAACACCAGAGCCAAGUGAUGAGGCGAUGGAGACAAGUGUGAAGAUUGCCAAGUUGCUGGUGGAAAAUGGCUGUGAUCCAAAGGCUGUCGAUAAGAACAGAGUGUCGGCUAUCAUGGCAGCUAUGAGAGUUGGCAACGUUCAGCUGGUUGUGUUUCUGCUGAAGAAGGGCAGCCCAAUCUUUACAGACCUGGGCAAAGAGGGAGAAACCAUCCUCCAUUCCCUGUGUUAUGACCACAUGGAGUCCAUGAAGGACUAUCUUGCUGUCCUUAAAUGCGUUGUUUCAAAGGAUGCAGCACAGAAGAAAGCUUUCAUAGAAAUGGCGAAGACCUUCUGCAAUGAUGGCAGUACUCCACUACUGGCUGCCUGUCAACAGUACAACGUCUGCAAGAAAAAGCUGAGUUCAUCUGACAGCAAGGAGGAUAAGAUAGCCGGAAGAUUGUUGUGGAAACGUGGACGUGAUUUCAUCAAGUAUCUGAUUGAUGAAUUGAAGUCUGAUGUGAAUGUCAUCGUAUGUGAGAAGCGUUAUGAGAAGGAGGAGGACAAGCCGGAGAAGCAAGAGGACAGAUACUACGGUGGCUGGGGCAAAUGGUCGGUGGCUGAAAUGCUGGCAGAUGUUGAAUCUUGUGAGUAUUGUGGUUCACGAGAAGGAAUGGAAGAAGAGUGGCCAGCUCUCCGAAUGAUCCUCAAGUACAAGCCUGACAUGAAUACUCGUGACUGUGAGGGGCACACAGCACUCACGAGGGCCGUCGAAGGCAGAUAUAUGGUGCCAGCUUACCUACUGGUCAAGGAAAGCAAUGCAGAUGUGAAUGCCUAUUACAUCAAGGAGGAGAAUGGGAAGAAGUACAAAAUCUGGACAGUUGUCAUAGCAGCUAUCACAGCCAACUGUGAGCUCCUGUCGUUAAUGGUGAAUGCCUCUGCGAACCUGGAUGUGAUUGAUGAGAGGGACGGCAGUGGGCCUCUCCAUGCUGCCAUCAUCAAGGGAGACCAGGCAUCUGGUACACUGGAGAUGAUGAAGGUUCUUCUCAGUCACGGAGCUGAUGUGAAUAGUCUGAACAAGAAGCUCCGGACGCCGCUUCACCUUGCUGUUGAUUACAACCCGGGAAACACGUACAACUUUGACCUUGUGCGGUCCCUCAUAAACAAGGGCGCGGACUUGACGAUCAAGGAUGUGCGUGGCCGGAUACCCUUGCAUUAUGUGUUUGUCAAGAGAGGGAAACACACAGACAGCUACCAGCGUGAUCCAGUAGAGCUGUGUCGUAUGGUCGCCGCCAAUAUGAAACCAGCGGACAUCAACACUCAGGACAAGUUUGGGUGUACACCUCUUCAUCGGGCAGCCUUCAGGGGAGCUAACAUCUGUUGUAUGUACCUGAUGCAGAUGGGUGCUGACGUGAACUUGAAGGAUAACCAUGGCAACACUCCAUUGACAAUGGCUGUUAAGGGCCACCAUGAAAGUUGUGCCUGUAUGCUGAUCCGAAAUGGAACAUGUCUGAAGGACCCUGUUGUGGAGGUCAAAUCGGAUACUGGGCAGAAGCAUGACAAUGUUGAAGUUGAAGGAGGAGAUACAGAUGAGGUGAAGAAGGAGAACCUCAUUAAAACACCUCUCCUUGAGUAUGCUGUGAUGAACGAGAUCCAAGGAGUGUGCUUCUUGGUGUUGGCGGCGCCAGUGAAAGAAUCAGGGUUUAUAAUUGCAGAUGUCAUUGAGAAGGAACUGAAGCUAGAAAAGUACAGAUUCGUUCUGCGACUCCUGCGACUUGCCACGGAAACCCAUGUGGAGUCACUAUGCAACAUCCGUGAACAUGGACGUAACCUCAUUCACAUCCUAAGCCUCUUUGCCACAAAGUUUGAUGAUCUCGCUUACUUGGUGUUGACCGAGCUGAUUAAGAAGGGCCUGUCCCUGAGAAAGGAGGACGAUUACAAGUGUACACCUAUUCAGUACGCCUCCCUCAACAGGAACUAUCAGCUGGCCGCGUUCUGCUUGGAGACCAGAGGAGCAUACAGCCACACUUACACAGACUCAUUUGAUAGAAGUGUCAUGGCAGCUGCAUUUUGGAAGUCCUCCGAAUUUGAUUUGGACUUCAUAUGGUGGAUUAAUGAUUUAUUUAAGAAGAACGGGGUAGCUGAUAUCCUGAUUGACCGCCCACUUCAAGAAGUCAUCUUCCACUCAAAGGGCAAGGACCCUGAUUACUGGAAGAAGUACAACACACCCAAGGUCACCCCGCUCAUCAUCGCAAUCAACUAUAACAGCUUAGAUAACGCCUUCCUAAAAUAUUUUCUGUUUCAACGUGUGAAUGUUAACAUGGCAGACAGCGAAGGGAUCACUCCAAUGAUGCAUGCUGUCAAGGGGAAUAAUAUAAUAUCGGUGAAGACACUGAUGAACUACAACUUUGACCCUAAAGAAGUUGAUGAUAGUCAUGAAGACUCAGAAGAAUCUGAAAAAGAGGAAGAAGACAAGAAAAAAGCUGACAACAAGAAGAAGAAAUACAAGCCAUUCAAAAACUUGAGCAAGGUGAACCUUAACACAGUGGACAAGAAUGGCUGGACUGUGAUUCACCAUGCUGUAUGCCCCCUCGGCCAUGGCACCUUUGAUAAUGAUGAGAUUGUGUUCAUACUGGCCAAAGCUGGCACCAAGCUGAAUGUAAAGAACAAGGAUGAGGACUCACCUCUGGAUCUGGCACUGAAAAAUGGUGCCUUCAAGAUAGCUCGCAUGCUGCAGAAACUGGAGAAUAUCAGUGAGAAGAACAUGAAACAGCCCAAAUAUCAGCCCACCACUGUGACAGCCAGCAUGAAAUGGUCCAGUCCUACACCGUCUUUCCGUGAAGAUGCAGAGAGACUGGUGGAGAAGGUUGGGAAGCCUAUGGAUGUUGAGGAGGAGUAUGUGGCAAAGAUCGACUCCAACUGUACUGUCCCGAAUGGGACACUGGAGAAGGAUGAGGAACAGGACCUGCUCUAUGAUGUCCUCCUUACCAAAGUUGACAUCAACUUGGGCGUGAAUGGACUGUACAACUUUUACAAGAUUCAGCUUGUUCAUCAACCGGACAAGGACAAGUUCAUCCUGUUUACACGAUGGGGUCGUAUCGGGGACAGCGGACAGUACCAGAACACCCUGUACCAAGUGAAGGAAGAGGCUGUCAAAGAUUUCUGUAAAAUAUUCUAUGCCAAGACUGGGAACAAGUGGACAGAUGUUAAAAAUUUUGAGAACAAACCGAGGGAAUGUCACAUCGUUCACAACAAGGAUAGACGUCAAGGCCCCACUCGGACAGACAUUGAAUUCAGAAACAAGUCUACCAUGAAAUCCAAGCUGCCAUACCAUGUCAGAAAUCUUGUGGAGAAGCUGACCAAUGUCACGUCUCUGAAGGAAGCUCUAAGCAAGGAACCAAUGGAUACCAGCAUCAUGCCGUUUGGAUGUAUGCAGAGAGACAAGCUUCUCAAGGCAAGGUCACUGCUCCAGAAGAUAAGUGUGUUGGUGGAGGAAGUGGCUGGAUAUCGAACAGGGUCAGGAAGAGAAGAACAAACUGAGGAGAAGAAGGAGAAAUAUCAGGCUAACUGUGAAGAGGUAGCCAAACUCAGCAGUGAGUACUAUCAAGUUAUACCGCAGGUUGGUUUUGCUUACGAGAAGAUUAGGCCACUCGACCAACUCAAUGAUCUGAAGAAACAGAUCCGUCUUGUGUCCUACCUCCUGGACUAUGAAGUAGCCAGCAAGAUGCUCCUGGGUGCCAUGUACAGAGAGAAAGAAGUGAACCCUCUGGACUAUGUGUAUCUGUCUGUGGGAUGUAAGUUACAACUGUUGUCUGAAGAUGUCGUAGAGUCGCAGUACAUCCUCCGCUACAUCAACAACUCAGUGGACUUCGCAGAGGUGGAAGCCAUCUACAGAGUGUCCAUUCCAGGGCAACAGGAACGGAUGGACAAGAAGAACUUGGACAAUCAUCGCCUCCUCUGGCAUGGCACUGGCGUCGCCAACCUCCUCAGUAUCCUCCACAUGGGUCUGGUGAUUGCCCCUCCAGAUGCACCAACUACAGGUCGUCUGUAUGGCAAGGGUAUCUACUUCUCUGACACAUUUGCAGCGAGUGCGUUAAAGUGCAGCAGGAAGAGCAAGACACUCUUCAUGUUGUUGGCCGAGGUUGGACUUGGCAAUCAAAGGGUGAUUGUCAAUGGGAAUGCAAAAGACAUUGAUAAACCGCAGAAAGGAUUUGACAGCGUCCACAUUGUUGGGAAAUACAGGCCAUCGGAAAUGUAUGAUGUCAGUUUACCAACAGGGUAUGUGAUUCCACUUGGUGAGAGGACCUACAACUCUACCUACAACGAUCAGACUGUCCAUAAUUACCACAAUGUAUUUGCGGUGUACGAUGAGGGUCAAGCGUGCUUACGCUACCUCAUUCAGUGGAGAAGGAAGUAGGUUGGCAUUUCAAUACGAGGGUCUUGAGAUCUUGGAUAAUAACAUGACACGUGAUAUCAGUUGUUAUCAAGAUCCUGUUCCAAAACGCGAUCAUAACAUCAUGACACAAUGUCUGUGACACUACGAUCACAACAGGUCUCUGACACUGUGAUGUCUUAUGUCUGUGACACUACGAAUAUCGUAACGUUUUAGCACAGUCCUCAUUAUAGCCAGCUGACGAAUUUGGCCAUUACCUAUGUAAUACAUCCAACACUCUUAAAAUCAUAAACCAUUGGAUGUCAAUAUGACCAUGCUUGUGAAAAUAUGCUACACUGUCAUGUUAGCUUGUGGUUCAUUGACCUAUAGCAUUGUGUAAGAAUGUCCACAACACACCAAACCCUUGUUAAUCUACGGCACUACAAUGGUUGUUAGUCUAUAUUGUUAGUGGACUAACUGAAAUGACAUGUAACAUAGGUUGUCAGUGAAGAUCAGAGAAUGUGCUUUAUCAAUAAACGAAGGUCAGGGAAUCUGUAUUAUAUAUGGAUAAGGUCACCGGAGACAAUGUUAAUAUUACUGUGAUCUUGUUCUGUAGAAAAAUUAGUAUUUCGUUUUGUUUGUUUUUCUAUUUGACAAUCCGAAAACUGUUGUAUUGUUUGUGCAACUAUUAUGCCUUAGUGGCUUUGUUUUUGGAGAAAUCAUUUUGGAUGAAAUACAUUCAUCAAGUUUCGUAGAUAUUGGUCUGUGAUGUGAAUGGUUGUGAAAAUGUGUUUACUCAUUAUCAAUAUGUUUUAUUCAUGGGUAUUUUAGUUGUGGGUAAUGAAAAUUGUUAACUUUGAGUUUCAUUUCAGCAACAUUAGAUGAUAGUUUCCCUUGAAAAUCUGCUUGAAACACAUCACACAACCCAGUGUUCAAAUAACGGUACACACAAAUCAAUUACAGUAUUUGUGUCUUGAAUGACUUAUCUGUAAUACAAGGAAAUGGAUUGAUAUCAGAUGAGAAUGUUUUGAAAUAUGUUUGCCAGUAUUCUAUUUAGGCAGAUUCUUACAAGUUAUGAAGUAUGUAUUUUAUAAGAAUAGCAUUUGAUAUAUCAACAGGGCUUUGUAUGUAGUUUUAACUGAAUGUCACAAUGGUCUGACACCAACUCAAAAUUAUGAUCAUAGAGGUUCACCGGGACUGAUCUUAUUGACUGUUUAAUGUCCUAAAAUCAUGACAUUGUCAUGUCCAACAUAAACAUUUGAGGGAUGUGAUCAUUGAACAUGUGGAACACCCAUGUGAUAUGAGGGCAUGACACAUGUGGAACAUACGGGACACCCAUAGGAUAUGAGGGCACAUGUAGAGCAUAUGGGGCACCUAUUUGGUAUGAGGGCAUGACACAUGUGGAGGAUGAGACACACCCAUUUCACGUCACACAUGUAGAGCAUAGGGGACACCCAUAUAAUAUGAAUGCGUGAUGCAUGUGGAACAUAUAGGACAUCCAUUUGAUAUGAGAGCAUGUAGAGGAUAUUGACCUAUUUGAGAUAAAAACAUGACACAUGUGGAGGGCAUGGGACACUCAUUUGAUAUAAAGUUAUGACACAUGUGGAGGGUAUGGGACACCCAUUUGAUAUGAAGUUAUGACACAUGUGAAGCAUAUGGCACACCCAUUUGAUAUGAAGGUAUGACACAUUUGGAGGAUAAGAGAUACCCCCUUGAUAUGAAGGUAUAACAAAUAAUUUGAGGCAUUGUAAUUGGUGCAAAGGUUACCAUUUUUCUUUUUAAUUAGUCCAGUUAUACAUUGCUUAACUGAUUGUAUCGUAAGAUUUGAGCGUGUUUUGAAUAAACUUGCCUAUACUGAAAAAUGACAUGAGAAAAAUUCACCCUGUAUGUAUUUUUGCCAAAUAGUGGUAUUUCCAGUCAGUGAUGUAUCAUUCCUGUGGUCAUAUUGUGGUGGUCUUGUAUGCUGACCAUGCAGAUCAUGAUGAGGACAUUUUCUUGUAUUAGAAGAUACUGUGUUAUUAUUGUGCUUGAUGUCUGUAUUUUAGGACGGCAGACGGCAGACGGCCUUAGACGUAUCCUACAUUAUUAAAACUUGAUUACAUUAGGCAUUGUUCACUGCUCAAACAAGCUCAUAGGACAAACGACACACAUAACCCACUCCACAAUCAUAACAUGUCACCAACUCGACAAUCAUAAAACAGUACCCACUGUGCACUUGGACCAUGACACCUUCCACACUUUUUGGACACAGAGACUCAACAUGAAUACAGUCUCUUCUGUUAUGUUUACGAAUGAAAUCUUUUUGUAACACACUGUAUAACUAGGUUUAUGAUUAUAUUAGGUACAAUAUAUUUUAUACAAUUCUUAAGGAUGAAAAUCACUAACUAUUUCAUCAUGGCCUACAUAUAUCACUUUGUUUCAUGAAACAGUUUUGCAUUAUUUGUUUCAAAUGAGACGGUUUGGUUUUGACUGGCAAUGGUCACGAAAUAUUGAGUAAAUGGACACUCCAAAUCAUAUACGUCUAAGGGUAUCACUGCCGCAUAUAUUUUUAAAAUAGUUAAUGGAAAACCAAUAAUUUACAUAUUGUACACUUAUUGUCGGUCAUAUCUAUGUGUAUUUAUUAUUAUUAUUACAUUAUUGUUUUCAUUGACUUUUAAUUGUUGUGCUGUUGAUCACUGGAUUGUCUGGUCCAGACUCGAUUAUUUACAGACCACUGCCAUAUAGCUGGAAUAUUGCUAAGUGCGGCGUAAAACUGAACUCUCUCACUCACUCAUUUUAAUUGUUGAUAUAUUUUUAUGUUUUUUCCUAUAUAAGACUAUCUGUUUGGUAAGCCCUGUAGGCAUAGUGAUUGAAAUUGUCAUUUGUUUAUUGUCAUUGGUGAAUGAGUUUGUUUAUUAGAGAUGGAUAUGAGAUGAGUUGUGUGAAGUUAUUUUCUUUUCAUCAGCUUUGUUUUACCUGUUGUGCUCAGCUAAAUGUAGGAAAUAUUAUACAGAUGACUAUAUGAAGAUAUUUAAUGUAUGUUUGCUUGUAAUGACAGUUUUGUUUUUGUACUGAUUCAGUGGUUUAUUUAUGCUUGUUUAGUUUGGCAGUAAGAUGUGCUUGUUUUACAUUGUGCCAACAGUAAAAGUGGAAAAUCUCAAUUGAGCCAUCAGUGAAAGUAAAGCCAAACGUUCAAUGGUGUCAUUACUUGAAAAAAACCCAACUUUUUUACUGGGAAACCUGUGCUUUCAUUGCCUGGGAUGAAGUUUUCAUACAUAUUUUGUAUGGGUUCAAAGUAACAAAUUAGUUGCAUUCAGAGACAGGUUAAUCCAAGUAUACAAACUCAAAAACAUAAUGUCUUCAAAUGCACAUGCGGUAUGAUUUUACACACAUAAAAGACUGUUUAAUUAUUUUUUCUGCUGAUUCUGUAUGUAAUGCAUUAUCCUCACAUAAACUUCAAUGGAAUUCGUAUCAAAA